Molecule: messenger RNA, 2877 nt
Organism: Quercus robur (English oak)
Lineage: Eukaryota; Viridiplantae; Streptophyta; Magnoliopsida; Fagales; Fagaceae
Product: CSC1-like protein At3g21620
Exons: 12
Coding region: 319-2619 (766 amino acids)
Cellular component (GO): plasma membrane
Molecular function (GO): calcium-activated cation channel activity
Source: RefSeq, a predicted model, not a curated record
CCGAAAGCUGAAUCGACUGUUGUCACUUGUCAGUGUUAGAAUUACAUAACCGGUGCCACCUCAUCUCCGAUUCACAAUCUUAACUCAUUUUCCAAACUUGCUCUCUCUCUCUCUCUCUUUUCUUUCAGAUAAAGAAAAUAAACACACAUUUAUUGCAUUCCAUUUAGCUUCGAAUCUGCAGAUAAAACGCUGCGUUUUGGCUCUGCUCUGAACUCUUGAGGACUCUUUUUAACUCUCUUUUAUUGCUUCACUCGUACAGUACACAUAAAUAGAAACAGAACGGAAAUUAUCAGUUUGCUUUUUCUUUGAAGAGGGUACAUGGCUACGCUUAAGGACAUAGAAAUGGCAGCAGCUAUCAACUUCCUCACUGCGUUUGCUUUUUUUGUGGCGUUUGCCUUUCUGCGGCUUCAACCUAUCAAUGAUAGGGUUUACUUUCCUAAAUGGUAUCUGAAGGGUUUAAGGAGCAGUCCAUCAAGGUCUGGUGCAGUGGUAGGGAGGUUUGUCAAUUUGGACUUCAGGGCAUAUCUCAGGUUUUUGAAAUGGAUGCCUGCUGCAUUGCAAAUGCCAGAGCCUGAGCUAAUUGACCAUGCAGGGUUGGAUUCUGCUGCUUACUUGAGGAUCUACUUUGUAGGAUUAAAAAUUUUUGUUCCUAUUACAUUCCUGGCUUUUGCUAUCAUCGUACCUGUCAAUUGGACCAAUGGCACCUUGGAGCACUCAAAUUUAACUUAUAGUGACAUUGAUAAGCUUUCUAUUUCAAAUAUUCCACUUGGAUCUCUUAGAUUUUGGACCCAUUUGGUAAUGGCUUAUGUUUUUACCUUCUGGACAUGCUAUGUUUUGAAAAAAGAGUACGAGAUAGUUGCAUCGAUGAGGUUGCAUUUUCUUGCAUCAGAAAAACGGCGUCCCGAUCAGUUUACAGUACUUGUAAGAAAUGUGCCACCAGAUCCUGAUGAGUCAGUUAAUGAGCUUGUGGAACACUUUUUUCUUGUCAACCAUCCUGAACACUAUUUCACCCACCAGGUCGUUUACAAUGCAAACAAACUUUCUGAUUUGGUCAAGGAGAAGAAGAAAAUACAGAACAGGCUUGACUACUAUCAACUUAAAUAUUCUAGAAAUCAAUCUAAAAGGCCUUUUUCAAAGACUGGUUUUCUAGGCCUAUGUGGAGAUAAGGUGGAUGCAAUUGAUUUUUAUGCAUCUAAGAUUGAAAAACUUUCAGAAGAGAUAGCCUCGGAGAAAGAGAAGAUAAUGAACAAUCCUAAACAUAUCAUGCCAGCGGCAUUUGUUUCCUUCAAAACUCGAUGGGGUGCAGCUGUUUGUGCACAAACUCAACAGUCCAGGAAUCCGACUAUAUGGUUAACUGAGUGGGCACCGGAGCCACGUGAUGUAUUUUGGGAUAACUUGGCGAUUCCAUAUGUUUCACUCACAAUUAGGAGGCUUAUUAUUGCUGUUGCUUUCUUUUUCCUUACCUUCUUUUUCAUGAUUCCCAUUGCGUUUGUACAAACGCUUGCAAACAUUGAGGGUAUUGAAAAAGCAUUGCCUUUCCUAAAGCCCAUAAUUGAAUUGAAAGGAAUAAAGUCAUUUAUCCAAGGAUUCCUUCCAGGGAUUGCUUUGAAGAUUUUUCUCAUUUUUCUACCCACAAUAUUGAUGAUAAUGUCAAAAUUUGAAGGAUUUAUUAGCAUAUCUUUUCUAGAAAGGAGAUCGGCAACUAGAUAUUACAUUUUCCAAUUUAUUAAUGUCUUUCUUGGGAGCAUAAUUACUGGAACUGCAUUUCAACAACUAAAUAAUUUCAUUCACCAGUCCGCAAAUGAUAUCCCAAAGACAAUUGGUGUGUCCAUUCCAAUGAAGGCAACUUUCUUCAUAACUUACAUAAUGGUUGAUGGGUGGGCUGGAGUUGCUGGAGAAAUUCUAAGGCUGAAGCCAUUGGUAAUUUAUCACAUCAGAAAUUUUUUCCUUGUGAAGACUGAAAAGGAUAGGGAAGAGGCAAUGGAUCCUGGAACUCUUGGUUUCAACACAGGCGAACCUCAAAUACAACUUUAUUUCUUACUUGGCCUUGUUUACGCUGUGGUGACUCCUGUCUUGCUUCCAUUCAUCAUAGUAUUCUUUGGAUUGGCAUAUGUUGUAUACCGUCAUCAGAUUAUAAAUGUCUACAAUCAGGAGUACGAGAGUGCUGCUGCAUUCUGGCCUGAUGUCCAUGGGCGCAUAAUUGCUGCCCUAGUUGUCUCACAGUUGCUACUGAUGGGAUUAUUAAGUACAAAAGAAGCUGCUCAGUCAACUCCACUGCUCAUUGCACUCCCAGUGUUAACCAUAUGGUUUCAUAUCUUCUGCAAAGGCCGUUAUGAACCUGCUUUUGUUAAAUAUCCAUUACAGGAAGCAAUGAUGAAAGAUACCUUGGAACGUGCAAAGGAGCCAAACCUGAACUUGAAAGGGUUUCUUGAAAAUGCCUACAUUCACCCAGUUUUUGUGGAAGAAGAUGAUAGUGAGAGUCAUGCAGCCACAGAAGAAGAAGAUAAAGAACCUAAGCUCAUCCCAACAAAGCGACAAUCUCGAAGGAAUACACCUUUGGCCAGCAAACAUAGUGGUUCGUUAUCAUCCUUGCUGCCUGAAGCUACUGAGGAGCAUUGACAGGACAGGCUUUAUAAUGUGACUUGGACUCUUCCUUCACUAACCAAUAUAAAUGUUUGUGGCUAUAAAAGGAGGUGGUUAAGUGGGCAAUUAUACACGACAGUAGGCAAAUUUAGUUCAGUUUCUAGCAAAACAAAAUAAGUAAAAAAAAAAAAAAGAUUAAAUGGGGGGGUGUAUACAUAACUUAGUGUUGCAAGACAUCAAAUAAUUAAAAAGACAUAUUUAGAAUGAAUUAUAUUUGAAAUUCUUUUGCGGUGA